CUCCGGCGCUGCACAGGCGGGCGGGCUCCGCAGCGGAGCUCAGAUGGAGAACCUGGAUAGUCAGAAUUCUGAUAACUGUGAUGCUCCUCUGGCGUCCUCCUUGCCCCGGGCUUCCUUCACCAGUUCCUCAGAGCUGUCUAGUAGCCAUGGCCCUGGCUUUGCAAGUCUUAAUCGCAGGGAUGGAGCUGGUGGCUGGUCGCCUCUUGUGUCAAAUCAAUACCAGUGGCUGCAGAUUGACCUUGGAGAGAGAAUGGAGGUCACAGCCGUGGCCACCCAGGGAGGGUAUGGGAGCUCCGACUGGGUGAGCAGCUACCUCCUGAUGUUCAGCGACGGCGGGAGGAGCUGGAAGCAGUAUCGCCGAGAGGAGAGCAUCCGGGGUUUUCCAGGAAACACAAAUGCAGACAGCGUGGUACACUACAGACUCCAGCCGACCUUCGAAGCCAGAUUCCUGCGCUUCCUCCCCUUAACCUGGAGCCCCAAAGGCAGGAUUGGGAUGCGGAUUGAAGUGUAUGGAUGUGCCUACAGAUCUGAGAUGGUUCAUUUUGAUGGGAAGAGUUCUUUGCUGUACACAUUUAAUCAUAAAUCCAUAAAUCCAAUCAAAGAAGUUAUUUCUCUGAAAUUUAAAACCAGAGAGAACAAUGGGAUUCUACUCCACAGAGAAGGACCAAAUGACAAACACUUCACCCUGGAGUUAGUUAAAGGAAAACUCAUCUUAUUCCUUAAUUCAGGUCAUGCUAGCUCGCCCUCGCCUGAUGCCCUCAUGCUGGGCAGUUUGCUGGAUGAUGAGCAUUGGCAUUCUGUUCUCAUUGAGCUCCUCAGUACAGACGUCAACUUCACUGUGGACACACACACUCAUCAUUUUCAGGCGAAAGGAGACUCCAACUAUGUGGAUCUCGACUAUAAGAUCAGCUUCGGAGGGAUUCCUGGACAUGGAAAAUCAGUGGCAUUCCCACAUAAAAACUUUCAUGGCUGCUUUGAAAAUCUCUAUUUUAAUGGAGUGGAUAUCAUUGAUUUGUCCAAGAAACACAAGCCACAGGUCCUCAUCAUGGGAAACGUGUCCUUCUCCUGCUCACACACGGAGACUGUCCCCAUGACUUUUCUGAGCUCCAGGAGCUACUUGGUGCUGCCAGGCACUCCGGGAGAGGACAAAGUGUCUGUGAUCUUUCAAUUUCGAACAUGGAACAGAGCGGGACUGCUGCUGACCAGUCAGCUUCAGCAUAGGUCAGGAGCGCUCAUCCUUGUUCUUAGUGAUGGAAAACUCAAGCUGAGUCUCUCCCAGCCGGGACAUCCAGCCAGGGACAUCACAGCAGGUGCUGGAUUAAAUGAUGGGCAGUGGCAUUCUGUGUCCUUAUCUGCAAGAGGGAAUCACCUGAGUGUGAUGGUGGAUGGUGAGGCAGCCUCCAUGGCCCAUUCCUUGCGUGGGCAGAUUGAGUCAGGCGACACCUACUAUCUGGGGGGCUGUCCUGACAACAGCAGCUCUCACCCUGGGUGUGCUGUUUCCGCGGGUGGAUUUCAGGGCUGCCUGAGGCUCAUUUCCAUUGGCGACGAAGCAGUGGAUCCCAUCUCCGUUCAGCAGGGGACGCUAGGGAGUUUCCGUGACCUCCAGAUAGACACCUGUGGCCUCACAGAUAGGUGUCUGCCCAGCUACUGUGAACACGGGGGUGAAUGUUCCCAGUCCUGGAGCACCUUCUCCUGCGACUGCGCACACACCGGUUACACGGGCGCCACUUGCCACUCCCCUCUCUACGAGCAGUCGUGCGAAGCCCACUGGCACAGAGGAAACUCUUCAGGGCUCUAUUAUAUCGACUCAGAUGGAAGUGGCCCUCUGGAACCAUCCCUGGUAUAUUGCAACAUGACAGACACUGCGUGGACCUCAGUGCAACACAACGGCUCCCACUUGGUCAGGGUCAAAAGCUUGAGUGGAGAAAGCCCCCAUCCAGUGUUCUUCAAGUACACGGCCAGCAUGGACCAGCUCCAGACCAUCAUUGACUAUGCGGACAACUGCCAGCAGGAGCUGACUUUCCACUGCAAGAAGUCAAGGCUUUCAACUCCCCAAGAUGGAACCCCAGUGAGCUGGUGGGUUGGAAGAACCAAUGAAACACACACUUACUGGGGAGGUUCUCAGCCUGAUGCUCACAAAUGUACUUGUGGAUUAGAGGGCAACUGCAUUGAUUCUCAAUAUUACUGCAACUGUGAUGCUGACCGGAAUGAAUGGACCAGCAGCACAGUAGUCCUUUCCCACAAGAGGCACCUGCCGGUCACUCAGGUUGCGAUGAGCGGCGGAGGGCGGCCACAGCCUGGAGCGGCUUACGCCCUGGGCCCUCUGCUCUGCUCCGGGGACAAUUCAUUUUGGAAUUCAGCUUCUUUCAAUACUGAGACUUCAUACCUUCAUUUCCCCACGUUCCGAGGAGAGCUGAGUGCUGACGUAUCUUUCUUUUUUAAGACCACAGCCUCUUCAGGGGUGUUUUUAGAGAACCUGGGAAUCACAGACUUCAUCAGGCUAGAGCUGCGCGCCCCAACAGAAGUGGCCUUUUCCUUUGAUGUGGGGAACGGGCCUCGUGAGGUCACGGUGCAGUCCCCCACUGCCUUUAAUGACAACCGGUGGUACCACGUGAGGGCAGACCGCAACGUGAAAGAAGCGUCCCUCCAAGUGGGCCAGCACCCGCGCAAGACGCAGCCCGCGCCCGCUGCCGGGCACGCCCGCCUGCAGCUCAACAGCCAGCUUUUCGUGGGUGGAACCGCAAGCCGACAGAGAGGCUUCCUGGGGUGCAUUCGGUCUCUGCGAUUGAACGGGCUGGCCCUGGAUCUGGAAGAAAGAGCCACGAUGACCCCAGGGGUGGAGCCAGGGUGCCCAGGACACUGCAGCACCUACGGUCACCUGUGUCACAACGGGGGGAGGUGUAGAGAAAAGCACAGAGGGAUCUCGUGUGACUGCACCUUCUCUGCGUACGACGGGCCGUUCUGCGAGAAGGACAUUUCUGCCUAUUUUGGAGCUGGCUCCUCAGUGAUCUACAAUUUUCAAGAACAUUACAAUGACACCUUUAGCAAGAACUCCAGCUCCUUCAUGGCUUUAUUUCAUGAGGAUCUGACGUUGACAGGAGAAGUGGCCACACUGAGCUUCCGGACCACAGGGACACCCAGCUCACUGCUCUAUGUGAGCUCAUUCUAUGAGGAAUACCUUUCAGUCAUCCUUGCCCCAAAUGGAAGUUUGCAGAUCAGGUAUAAGCUAGACAGACACCGAGACCCUGACGUUUUUAAUUUUGGUUUUAAAAAUCUGGCUGAUGGGCAGCUUCACCACGUGAGGAUUAACAGAGAAGCAGCAGUGAUGUCUGUAGAGGUUAACCAGAAUGCAAGGAGACAAGUCAUCCUGUCUUCAGGGACAGAAUUCGAUGCUGUCAAGUCCAUUAUGUUGGGGACAGUUUUAGAGCCCCUCGGCGCGGACCCGGACACGCUGCGGGCGGGCGCGCGCGGCUUCACCGGCUGCCUUUCCGCGGUGCGCUUCGGGCCCGCGGUCCCUCUGAAGGCGGCGCUGCGCGCUGGCGGCCGCGCCCAGGUCACCGUCCGCGGACACGUGGCCCCCGCGCCCGGCUGCGCGGAUGGGGCGGGGCCCGGAGCCCCGGCGCGGGAGGCCACCCGCCCUCUCGCCGGCGGUGCAGGUCGUUCUGGACCAACAGAUGAGGGACAGCCCUUAGUUAAUGCGGACAGAAGUGACUCCGCGGUCAUCGGAGGUGUGAUAGCGGUUGUGAUAUUUAUUUUGCUCUGCAUCACUGCCAUUGCUAUACGCAUUUAUCAACAGAGAUGGCUAUACCAAAAAAAUGAAACAAAUAUUCCAAAAACUGGAGACAAUGCUGAAACUGCUCUGAAAAGUGAGCUCAACAUGCAAAGUACAGUCAAUGAAAGCCAGAAAGAGUAUUUCUUCUGAUUUGCUGUUGUGAUUUACUGAUCACUAACUAUGACGAUGUGACUUUCUUGCUAAGCCAGGGGCUCCCAGUGGAUGAAACCCACCUGUUGUCCUUCUGGGACAGGCAGUGGGGGUCCAGCGCCAUCAGCUUGCUCACAAACAGCCCCUGGAGGCUCUGCUCAGGCCCCUUCUUGAUCCAUCGAUGUAACAGUGACUCAGCGUGCUCAUUCAUCACUGGUUGGCAGUUUCUGACUGUUCUGACUUGAUCUUCUAGAAGGCAAAUGUAUUUUACAUAAUUACUUCGGGCUUUAAGUGAGAAGAAGGAUUCAAGCUGUGACCAUACUCUCUUAAAAAUACAACAUGGAAGUUUAUCAACGUUGGACUCUAAUGUUUUGUGUUACAUGGAAACCUACAGGAAGCUUCCUUUAUCCAUCACUUGCUGACAUUUAUAAACCAGGAAGUGCUUCUCAGAUGGCCUUCAGCUGCAUUUCCGUAUUCCUGUGAACCAGAGCCCAUUGGCCAAACACUGGAGAAAACAUGUUUUUGGCUGAUUGUUUUUCCUUUUGUGUCUUUUAAAUCAGUUUUGAUACACUUUAAUAAUGAAAUGAGUGUUGAAUGUCAGCUAUGAAAUUCUACUAUUAACUUCAGAUGUGGAACAGAGAAUUCAUGGGUAGAAAAAUGUGUAAAGGAUUUUAAUCUGUGAUAAUUUGCUUAUUUUUCUUUGUGAUUUGUCAUUAUAUUCUUUGUAAAUAGUAAUAA
Messenger RNA from Cervus elaphus (red deer), 4660 nucleotides. RefSeq names its product contactin-associated protein-like 3. The record is from RefSeq and is a predicted model, not a curated record. The coding region runs from base 44 to 3922 and encodes 1292 amino acids. NCBI's taxonomy places the organism in Eukaryota, Metazoa, Chordata, Mammalia, Artiodactyla, Cervidae. The transcript has 24 exons.